UCAGUCUGCGCUACCAAGUCGCCUGCCGGCAAGUUCAGCAUAGGUGCCGGGGGGAGGUGGAAUGUCCGCUCGGCUCCUGCAGCAGGUGCUACGUCGGCAGCGAGCAUGAAGACGCGUGCGCCCUGAAGGCUGGCGCCUUGGCACCGGCUCUUCUGCUGGAGGCGUGCAUGGCGUCAUGGGCAUCUGCCUCGACACAGAGCAGCAGCGGAGCUCGGCGGCGCGGCAGGCGGAGGAGAGCGGGCGCGGCCCCCGCGAGGCCUGGACGUACGACGGGCCGCCGCGCACCCCGGAGCCCGAGGGUCGUGCCUCGCCGCUGCACAACGGCGCGCACGUCAAGUUCGAGGUGCCCAAGGUGCCCGUCAUCUUCGUCCUCGGCGGCCCCGGCAGCGGUAAGGUGACGCACUGUGACACGCUGAUGCAGGAGAAGCGCGGCAUCACGCAUAUCAACAUGACGGACCUGCUGCAGCAGUACGCCAUUGGUAACGACAUGAAGGACUUCGGCCACCUGUCGAGCAAGACGGUGACGGAGGUGCUGAUGCUGGAGAUGAAGAUGGCGCCCGCCGCCAAGACUUACCUGGUGUCCGGAUACCCCAGGAGCAUGCGCGACGUCGUCGAGUACACCGAGAAGAUCCAAAUCGUGAACGGCGUGAUCCUGGUGAGCUGGCGGCAGAAGGUGCUGGAGCGCCAGAUCGAGUACGGCGCCAAGCUGGGCCAUGUGGUGCUCAGUCUGGCGCGGAUGGAGCUCAACAACUUCUACAAGCACGUCAUGCCCGUCGCCGACUAUUUCGACCAGCGCGGCAUGCUCUACGCGGUGAACGGGGAACGGGAGCCGGCGCUGGUGUACCGCGACUUCAGGGCGGCGGCGCUGCGGCUACUGGGCGUGCACGACACGACCGCCCCCGCCGCCCCCACCAACUCGACGCCUCCCGCCGCCCCCGUCACGCCGCCGGCCGUGGAAGCGGUGCCCGUGUACCGCGCGCCUGCCAAGGGCUUCCCGCCGGUCAUCUGGGUCAUAGGCGGUCCGGGCAGCAACAAGGCGGCGCUGUGCGACAAGGUGGUGCGCGCGGCGGCGGGCUGGGCGCACUGCAGCGUGGGCCGGCUGCUGCGGGCGGCGGCCGAGGCGCCGGGCAACAGGAACGCAGAGGACGCGCCCCAGCUGCGGCAGGCCAUCGCCGCGGGAGACAUGGCGCCGCAGAUGUACGUGCUGCAGCUGGUCGAGUCCCAGAUGAGGACGCACAUGAGCGCGCAGGGCAUCAUCAUGGACGGCUUCCCCCGGGACAUGAAGCAAGUGCACGAGUUUGAAAGCAAGUUCAACCAGCAACCUGAGCUGGUGCUGCUGGACUGCUCAAAGCUGCAGCUGGGCCGCGGCCGGCUGGACGAUAGCGUGGCGGCCUUCCGGCGCCGCCUCGAGCUGUUCCGGGAGCACACGCUGCCCGUGCUCAAGACGCUGGACUCGGAGGGCCGGCUGGCCAUCGUGGACGGCGACACGGACACGCCGCCGGUGCAGCAGGAGUUCCACAGCCUGCUGAUGGCCAAGGUGGAGGCGCUGCGCCGCACCGGCGGCAUGAUCGUGCCGCAGCUGCAGCCGCAGCAGCAGACCCUGCUCACGGACCUGGAGGCGCAGCCCGAGAUCAACUCCGUCAGCCGCAUCGUCCAGCAGCAGCAGCAGCAGCAGCAGCAGCAGCAGCUCCAGCAGACCCAGCUGCCGCACCAGCCCCACUACCAGCCGCACGCCAACGGGGUCGUCCGACCCUCCAGGGACACCAUCCGCGACAUGUAUGCCCACGUGGAGAACUACAAUGGAGAUGUACACUUGUGA
Molecule: messenger RNA, 1819 nt
Organism: Schistocerca americana (American grasshopper)
Lineage: Eukaryota; Metazoa; Arthropoda; Insecta; Orthoptera; Acrididae
Product: adenylate kinase isoenzyme 5
Exons: 10
Coding region: 176-1819 (547 amino acids)
Biological process (GO): nucleoside triphosphate biosynthetic process
Cellular component (GO): cytoplasm; cytosol
Molecular function (GO): ATP binding; AMP kinase activity
Source: RefSeq, a predicted model, not a curated record